UGAACAUAACCUUAAAAAAAUUCUUUCGUUUUUCAGUGUUUUUCUUUCCUGCUAUUUUUUAGAUUCAGAAAAACAAAGACCAAACUUUUAUUGAGGCAAGUACCCAAUCAUGAUUGAAAUUACCUGCAACGACCGACUGGGCAAAAAAGUCCGAGUGAAAUGCAACCCCGACGAUACAGUAGGAGACCUCAAAAAGCUGAUCGCUGCUCAAACUGGCACUAAAUGGGACAAAAUCGUCCUGAAAAAAUGGUAUACCACGUUCAAGGAUCAUAUACAGCUACAGGAUUAUGAAAUCCAUGAUGGGAUGAAUAUAGAACUCUACUACCAGUAAACACCAAUAACUAAUACAAACAGAAAACUUAGGGUAUUAUUUAAAAAAAAAAGGUGUCGGUGGUUUUUAUGUACCAAUAUUGAUAAGUAAAUCUCAAUUUUUUAAUGUAAUAUAGUUUCUAAUGUAUUAAUAAUUGUUUCUUUCUUAUCAAACUUUUGCGAUUAAGUUUAAAUUCUUGGAAUAAUCAGUGGCAUUUAUUAUUCAUAAACUUCAAGCAUUUGUUGUUAAUUGAAGCCUUAAUUUCUACAUUCAUCUAAAACUGAAAGUGGAUUUGAACUCCUUCAACAUUGCACAAGCAGAAAUGACUCCCCAAACAUUUCAUGAGAAAAUCAAUGUGUCAGUGGCGUGUUUACUAGGGAAGCACAGCUUCCCCUCGAGGAUUUAUUAAGAACACUAAACUAAACUUUAUGUAGACAUUUUCAAAAAGAAAUAUAUGAAACUUGUGAAUGGCUGACUGGUUCUGAAAUUAUAAGUCUCUCCUGCCCUGUACUUUCACCAUCUUUCCCCAUCCGUUAUCUGGACACGCCACUGGUAAGUGUGCAGAAAACUGAAAAUAUUGAACUGAACUGGACUUUUUCAAAAGCUCAAUUGAAGCUUCCAUGUCCCUAUUUGUUAAGAAAAGUAAAGUAAUGUAUAACCUUCAUUCUUCAAAAUAGUUUUAUUUAAAAUUGUUAACAGAAAUAAAUAGUGGAGCAUUAAAUCUAAACACUACAUUCUAUUUUUUUAGCACCAAUAAUUUACCUAAUAAAUAAUAAAACGAAACUUUUUGGCAAAAAUAUCACAAAACACAAUUAGUUUUUUUUUAUUAAUAACACCCAACCUAGUUAAUAAAUUAAUUUUUGAAAAAGAUUAAGGUCCGGUUUUUAUCCAUCAGAUUGCAUACCUGACAGUAUAUCAAAAAGUGAAUAAACCGGCCCUAAAUUAAAUAAAUAACAAGCAAAAUAAAAUAUUUUUAGUAAAAACAUAAAAUAGAAAUUAAAGAAAUCAUCUAAGUAAAAUUAUUGAGCGUUUAAAUUAUAGGUACUUAAUCUAUCACAAUCCAAAUGUUAAUUUUAUUCAGGAAAAUUAUUAACUCUAUGAUUUUUGUUGCCUCCAAAAAAAGGUAUUUUUCCGCAGGUCCCUAUACAAAUACAUAUGUUUAAAUAUUCUUUGUAUUCACCAAAAUUCAGGUGAUUACCAUGGUGGAGUGAAUUUUAACAAAAGUAUUGUUAAAUAAGUUCUUUAAUCAAACCGGAAAAUUGUGACCUAUGGGAUAAAAUACCUAUAUCUAAUAAUUCUUCUAUUGCAAAAUAUUCUAGUUUGUGUUACACUUUUUGAGUAAGCCAAAUUAUCAAAGUGAGCUACAAACCUAAUGUGGUCUUUUACAGACAUCAUUGCUAAUAGUCACCCUCUUUGUGGGUGAUUGAAGCAUUGCUGGAUGAACCCUUACUUGAGGUAAACUCCGUUCUUCAGAAUUUCUCGGUUUACUUGAAAGGAUCUCUCUGAUGUGUUGCACUAUAAGAUCGAUUGCCACUAAAAAGAGCAAUCAACAUCAAGGUUGGAAAAAUAAAGGAAGAAAUAAGAUAAUUUAAGUAAGUAGGCGUGUCUAAUAAUAUGAUAUAUUUAAUUUGGUAUAGAAGGUAUAAUACAUCUACUACAUGCUGUGAGCUGUGACAACCUUUGGUCAUGUAUGUAUAUAUAUAUAUUGUAUAUACUUGACAAUUGAUUGCAUAAUGUAUAAAUCCUGUUUAUGUCAUCAGAAAAUUACCAAGUGAAAUAUUGAGUACAAAAUAUUGUUUUAUUUUAUUAGUAUAUAAAUUGUAAUUAUUAUAGAUUGUGCAACCUCCUCUAAAUAGUCUCAAUAAAGGCGGAAAAAUCUUAAUACAAAACAUAAAAAGCUUAUAAAAUAAUAACAUAUUGGGGACAAUUAUAAUACUUCUUAUCAAGUAUUUUUAUUUUAAGAUUUCCAUUGAUUUGUGAAACUUGUUUUUCUAAUAAAUCCAUUUUUUUUUGUUAAUCAUGGAAGAACAUCCUCUAAAUAUAAAAUGUAUAGGUAUCGUAUAUCAGAUUUAAUUGUAUUGUAAUUAAUAAAUCCCUGUUUUGUAAAAAAUAUGAAUGUGCAUUCAAAAGCUUAAUUAAGAAUGUUCAUAUUUUUAUAAAUCUCAUCAAUGGAACUUGAAAGUCUGAAAUGUUCAAAUAAGUCAAUAAAAAAUAUCACCAAACCUAAGAAUUUAAGUCUAUUGAAGAAAACUUCUAAACUGCCAAAUUCAUAGUGAAAUAUGGAAGAUAUGUUUAAGAAGUAUCUCAAAACUACUGCCAUCAUAAUUUUAAUCCUAAAAAUUAUACCAGUUUGGCUACCACCUACCUAAUCUAACAUAAAUGCAUUAAUUUAUAAUUUUGGUUCAAUAUUUUUCUUUAUAUCCUAGUAAAAAGGAAAAAAAUUAUAAAGGUACAUCAAUUAAAAAAUAAACCAGCAAUAAGAUUCUCUUUCUUUCGAGCAUAAAGUAAAGUAAAAAAUAGAAAGCCAUUUGGAAUAGAAUCAAAAGUGUACAGAAAAGUAUGUUAAAUCUUAAAGCCUAUUGAUGGUUUCGAACAGUCCCCUGCCCCGAGGACUGCCUUGUAAAAGGUCCUUGAUAUGGUGCACAAUAAGAUCAAUAGCCACUGCAACAGAAAAAUAUCAAUAAGUGACGUGCAAAGACAUUCAAAUAAUAGACAACAUUUACACAUGCUUUUAUAAUAUGAGACAAAUUACAUGCUUCUUUUCACUCCAGUCGUACUAGAUUUCUAUUAUUGGCAACACAGUUUUAAAAAGUACACCAACAUUGUUAUACAAUUAUAUUGCAGUGACUAUUUCUCAAAUCUUUUUUUGCCUUAUCCUUAUGAAAUAUAGAGUUAUAUUUACAAUUAACUUACCAAGGUUGUCUGCACCUCUUGGAAUAAUGACAUCUUUUGUUGUGUCUUACAGGAGAACAAAAUUCUUCAAACGCAGGCUUUACGAAAUUCAUGUAUUGAUUUAAGACUUGGUCCAAAUCUCUGCCCCUUUCAUUUAUGUCUCUGGGAA
Molecule: messenger RNA, 3371 nt
Organism: Ceutorhynchus assimilis (cabbage seed weevil)
Lineage: Eukaryota; Metazoa; Arthropoda; Insecta; Coleoptera; Curculionidae
Source: the annotation of a GenBank genome assembly